Molecule: messenger RNA, 2014 nt
Organism: Amborella trichopoda
Lineage: Eukaryota; Viridiplantae; Streptophyta; Magnoliopsida; Amborellales; Amborellaceae
Product: high mobility group B protein 9
Molecular function (GO): DNA binding
Source: RefSeq, a predicted model, not a curated record
CCAUUACUUUAGGGUUCAUUCCAAAUUAAGCCUUGUCCUCAAGCCCUUUAUGCGUAUCCCCUUCUCUCCUUUAAAUAAUAAUAUAAACCAUUUUUUUUCCUUGACGAUACCUGCACUGUUAUUAUUCAUAUCCUCUCGUUAUAGGAUUAUUUUACAUUUGGGUACGGUUGAGUUUAAGAGAAAGGUUGGUUGAGGAUUUUUUUAUUCUGGAUGUUUUGAAGAAAGAAAGAGAGAGGUUCAUUGAAGUGUGGAUGAGCCAUUUCUGUUUUGAAGAAAGAAAAAGAGAGGUUCAUUGAAGUGUGGAUGAGCCAUUCCGGCUAUUUGUUAUGAAAAAAGAGGAUUGUGUUGAGGAAGAGAACCAGUUAGCUUUAGUGGCUUUUUCUUCUGGAAGUGAUGUUGCCAGUGUUGCCCAAGAACCAUUGGGAGCCCAAGAACCAUUGGGAGCCCAAGAACCAUUGGAAGCCAAAGAACGAUUGGAAGCCCAAGAAGCACCGGAAUCACAAGAAGCUAUUGAUGGAAAGAGCCAGCCCUAUCCUAAUCCGCUUGCCGAGUACGAAGAAGUUAAAGUAGAUUCGAACCUUUUUAUGGAUACACUUCAGACGCUUCACUCUACAUUGGGUACCAAAUUCCUGAUACCAACUAUAGGGGGCAAGGAACUGGAUCUGCAUCAACUUUUUGUUGAGGUUACUUUCCGAGGGGGUCUUGAAAAGGUUAUCAAAGAUCGAAGAUGGAAAGAAAUAACUGCCUUGUUCAACUACCCUUCUACCGCUACUAAUGCAUCAUUUGUCUUGCGCAAAUACUACGUCUCUUUGCUUUACCAUUAUGAGCAGAUUUAUUUCUUCCGAAGUCGUGGGUGCGAUUCACCUUUCGGUGCCCAAGGGCUCUCUCAAACCAUGGUUCCAUCUCCAGAUGUUCAGGCACAUCUAGGGAAACAAAAGAUGAACACCUUUGAAACACAAUUAGAAGCACACCAGGCACCACCACAGAGACGGAAAGCCCCAUCUGAGAUACAUUUAGCUGCUUUUCCUCAGGAUCAUCCAGUUAAUGGAGUAAUCGAUGGAAAAUUUGAGCAUGGCUACUUGGUCACUGUGACAAUUGGAUCUGAGAAGUUGAAAGGUGUCCUCUAUCACACGCCUGCUGAAGUGAAGCAAGCCGGUGGCAAUGGCAAUGUGGGCACGGUAUCAGGAAUCGGGAGGAGGAGAAGGAGGAAGAAAAGUGAGAUGAGAAAGAGGGACCCUCUGCAUCCGAAACCCAAUAGGAGUGGGUACAACUUCUUCUUUGCAGAGCAGCAUGCAAGGCUCAAGCCCCUAAAUCCAGGCAAGGAUAGAGAGAUCAGUAAGAAGAUUGGGGAGCUAUGGAACAAUUUAACGGAGGAAGAGAAAGCGGUGUAUCAGGAGAGAGGGGUGAAGGAUAAAGAAAGGUACAGGAGUGAGAUGGUGGAGUACAGGGAGAGACUCAAAUCUGGAAAUUCAGUAAUUGGUAGCAGUUCUAUUGCUGCUUAUCAAACAUUCUUGGCACCAGUUAUUGAGCUGGGAGCAUCGCAAACAACAAUGGGCAUUGAUUACCCUCCCACUCUGAGGAAUUUCUUAGGCCCCGAAAAAAAUGGUGAGAAUUCAAAGCCCAAGCCUGCAGAUGAGAGUAUUGAACAUGACCAAAUUCAAGAAGAGGCAAGUGCGAUAUCAGUCGAUGACAAUGCAUCAAAGGAGAGUAAGGUUGUGGUUUCAAGCUCCGAAGAGGUUAAGGAGGGAUAAAAUUUACAGGUCGAGGAUAAUUCAACAACCAAAUUUGGCCAAUAUAACUUCAUUAUGGGCAGUUUCUUCUAGGAUAGGCUGCUGACUUUUUGCUGACUUCUCACCCUUGCUAGUCCCUAGGUGAUUCAUACUUUUCAUUUCUCAUUCCUCACUUUCUUUUUCUCCAGUUUCCCUUUCUUGUACAGUGACCUACAGUUGCACCAGAUAAUUUUACAGGAGAUGCUGUUUUUUGUGCAAUGAGAUGAAGCAUGAUUCUUAGGUGA